AUGGUCUGGGGAUCAGUCAGCCAAGUCCUCGUGGUAGACAAGCUCCCACCAGGACUCAAAAUGUUCAUCACAAGCAUCCACUUUGACAUUCCCGAAGGCAACAACCAAUGGUGGCCUACUUUUGCCGGCAUUUCAAGCAGAUCAAAUGAAGCAGAGAGAAAGAAACAUCUGCCCUUUGAAGCCGGCCCCUCAAUCAACAAUGGUCGAAUCGGCGAAAUCGUCCUCACUUCGCUUAGCAACUUUGACUCUGGCGAGGGCCCUAGCGCGCGCAUAGACUUCAUCAUAACCGGCGAAACGACGCUCAACGGCAAGCCCACAGCCGUCGGCCAAAAGGGGACCAUCACCAUAUCGACACCUCCCUGGGGCGGUUUCUGGUCCUUUUACAGCAACCCGGACAAGAUUGAGCUGGCGUACAACCUCGUCGACUCGUCGACCAAAAAUCACACUGUGGAUAUUUCGCGCUCUGGGCAUACACUCGACCUCAACUGGUCUUUGGACGUGGACAAGACGGGCACUCAGCUUGUGAUGAGAGUUGCGCCCAAAGAGAGUCUGGCCUUUGAUGUUGCCAACUUGUUGCUGGGUGGCGUUAAGUAUGCGCAUGAAGCAACGUAUGGAUGGGUCUUUGGCGCGUUAGGAGGAUGGCCUGCUGCUGUUGGGUUAGUAGGAGGAGAGGAAAUCAGAAAGAUGAUUUGGAAGGAUUAA
This is a messenger RNA of Trichoderma gamsii, 702 nucleotides long. RefSeq lists its product as hypothetical. The record is from RefSeq and is a predicted model, not a curated record. The transcript has 2 exons. Lineage: Eukaryota; Fungi; Ascomycota; Sordariomycetes; Hypocreales; Hypocreaceae. Bases 1 to 702 code for a protein of 233 amino acids.